Molecule: messenger RNA, 1065 nt
Organism: Anarrhichthys ocellatus (wolf-eel)
Lineage: Eukaryota; Metazoa; Chordata; Actinopteri; Perciformes; Anarhichadidae
Product: zinc finger protein 333-like
Exons: 2
Biological process (GO): regulation of transcription by RNA polymerase II
Molecular function (GO): RNA polymerase II cis-regulatory region sequence-specific DNA binding; DNA-binding transcription factor activity, RNA polymerase II-specific
Source: RefSeq, a predicted model, not a curated record
UGUGCAGACGUGCAGCCUGCUAAUGAAGCUGAACACAUCCUGAUCAAAGAGGAGUGUGAAGAGGAGGAGAACGACUCGGAGGACAAACCGAUCUCUGGAGCCGAGCAGCCGCCAUGUUUCGACGCCUCACAACCCGCCCAGACCGAUGGCUUCGUGGAGCGGUACCACUCAGCCGAGGACCCAGCCGACCCCGGAUCUCUGGUUUCCCCGGCAGACGUCUACGACACUUUCCCGGAGCAGCAGCAGCCGGACGGACGCCGUAACGAGGCAGAGCUCGUGGUGAAACACGAGAACGAGGAAGAGUCCGACGAGAACGCAGCUCCUCUCGAUCCGGCCCACAGGUUUGUGACGGAGGAGGGCGACCACCAGCUGUGGUCGUCCGAUCUGUGCGGGGACGCCGGUGAUCCAAGCUUCUCGGGCGCCGAGCAUCAGUUUGAGCCGAUUGCCUUUCUGUUCCCGUCCCAGAGCGGACUGCAUUUGGAGGACACGGUGCCUCAGAUUCACUCGGUAGGGAAAUCACAUUCAGCCGCGGUGGUGAGUGCGGCACGCGUGAAAAGACGAGCCAGAGCGUUGGGAUUCAAGAGAUCACAACCAGAGGAAGGACACGGUGCGUUAUCUCAGAUCAACACCAUGGAUCAGUGCUCGAUUCCUCAACAAUCGCAGCUUCAGUACAGAGAUUCGCCUCAAGUGAGGAAUCCAAACGAGGAUUUGACACCGCCAAACCCGGCGGCCUCGUCUUUCUGCGGGCACAACCGCAGCGGCGGUUUCGGCCUGGCGAGGAGGAUGAGGACGCCCUGGAGGUCCGGCAUCGGCGAGAAGAGGUUCAGCUGCACGUACUGCGACAAAAGCUUCGUGAGGUUCAGUCAGCUCAAGGAGCACCUGAGGAGUCACACGGGGGAGAAGCCGUUCAGCUGCCUGCAGUGCGGCCGGAGCUUCACCAAACAGUGCAACCUCAUCAGACACGCGGUGGUCCACAGCGGGGAGAAGCCCUACGAGUGCUCGCUGUGCGGGAAGUGCUUCACGCAGCGCUCCAGCCUCAAGUCGCAUCAGAAAACAGCGCACUGA